CCCCGCCGGCGCCCCCCGCGGGAAGGGGCCAUGGGCUCGCGGGCGCCCGCGCCGCGGGGCGCGGCGGGCAGCGGCCACUGACGCGGGGCGCCGGCUGCCAACUUCGCGCGCGCCGAGCGGCCCGGCGGCAUGAAGACCAGCCGCCGCGGCCGAGCGCUCCUGGCCGUGGCCCUGAACCUGCUGGCGCUGCUCUUCGCCACCACCGCCUUCCUCACCACGCACUGGUGCCAGGGCACGCAGCGGGUGCCCAAGCCGGGCUGCGGCCAGGGCGGCCCCGCCGGCUGCCCCAACUCGGGCGCCAACGCCACGGCCAACGGCACGGCCGCCCCCGCCGCCGCCGCCGCCGCCGCCCCGCUCUACAGCUGGGAGACGGGCGACGACCGCUUCCAGCUGCGCCGCUUCCACACCGGCAUCUGGUACUCGUGCGAGGAGCAGCUCGGCGGCCCGGGUGAGACAUGCCGCAGCUUCAUUGACCUGGCCCCCGCGUCGGAGAAAGGGGUCCUGUGGCUGUCGGUGGUCUCUGAGGUGCUGUACAUCCUCCUGCUGGUGGUGGGCUUCAGCCUCAUGUGUCUUGAGCUCUUCCACUCCAGCAAUGUCAUCGACGGGCUUAAGCUCAACGCCUUCGCGGCCGUGUUCACGGUUCUCUCAGGCCUCCUGGGCAUGGUGGCCCACAUGAUGUACACGCAGGUGUUCCAGGUCACCGUCAGCCUCGGGCCCGAGGACUGGAGACCCCACUCCUGGGACUACGGGUGGUCCUUCUGCCUGGCGUGGGGCUCCUUUACCUGCUGCAUGGCGGCCUCGGUCACCACGCUCAACUCCUACACCAAGACGGUCAUCGAGUUCCGGCACAAGCGCAAGGUCUACGAGCAGGGCUACCGGGAGGAGCCGACCUUCAGGGACCCCGAGGCCAUCAAGUACUUCCGGGAGAGGAUCGAGAAGGGGGAUGGGGACGAGGAGGAGGACCUUCGCCUGGACUGUCGCCCGGAGAGAUACCCCACCCGGCACCAGCCACACCUGGGCGACUCGUGGCCCCGGAGCUCCGUGCACCAGCCACACCUGGGCGACUCUUGGCCCCGGAGCUCAGCUCAGGAGGUGCCGGAGCUGAACCGCCAGUGCUGGGUCCUGGGCCACUGGGUGUGAGCGAGCCCGGCCCGGCCCCCUGACCUCAGGCACCCCAGGACCUGGCUUGUGCGCUGGGAACUUAGCCAGCCUGCGUGGGGGUCCCCAGGCCUGCCUGUUCCCUGCUGCCUGGACCCCAGACCCUGGAGAUGGGACCAGCGUGCACAGACCUUCCCGGCUGGCCUCGGGACAGUGCCUGACCAUCUUGCCUCUGGGGUGCCCCGAGGGGCAGGACCACGGCCACGGAGAGUCUGGAUGCCCCCAUGCCAGCAGGGAGGCCCAGGAGGUGCCAGGGCGCAGAGCCCCGGGGUGGGGCGGGGGUUGGGGCCCCCGGAGGGGGCAAUGGCACAGGCAACACCGGUGGGUGGACCCUGAGGCACACAGCAGGGGCUCAAUAAAUGCUUGUUAAACCUG
Sorex araneus (European shrew) is the source of this 1533-nucleotide messenger RNA. RefSeq names its product GSG1 like (gene GSG1L). The coding region runs from base 130 to 1140 and encodes 336 amino acids. The transcript is spliced from 7 exons. Gene Ontology annotation, cellular component: plasma membrane. The record is from RefSeq and is a predicted model, not a curated record. NCBI's taxonomy places the organism in Eukaryota, Metazoa, Chordata, Mammalia, Eulipotyphla, Soricidae.